Etheostoma cragini (Arkansas darter) is the source of this 2489-nucleotide messenger RNA. It is a transcript of the gene rcc1l, whose product is annotated as RCC1 like. Bases 196 to 1578 code for a protein of 460 amino acids. NCBI's taxonomy places the organism in Eukaryota, Metazoa, Chordata, Actinopteri, Perciformes, Percidae. The transcript has 12 exons. The record is from RefSeq and is a predicted model, not a curated record.
AAGAAGAAUAGCUUUUCCUCUUCCCGGGUUAACAAAAGGUAAACAAACGAGAUAAUGACAUUGAAAUGUAUAAAAUAUAAUAUAAUUUCAUUGGGUUCACAUCACUUUCUGUGCAGCACACGUUAGUUCGUCAGCCAAUGAAAACUUUGUACAACCCAGCUCUUAACGGUAAAUUCCCUCGAGCUCCGUGGCUGCAUGAGGAAAAGCGUAGAGAACACGAGGAUGGCUUUUCCAUGUGUGAGACUAUGCACUCGACACAUGAGCACAGUCCUUCAAGUCUGUGGUUAUGCAACACUGAGUAAAGCAUCCAGACCCCAGGGCGAAAGCAGCAGUGGUCCAGUUUUUCAGUAUGUCGGCCAGCACAAAAAGCCCAACCACAAAGUUUUUGUUUGGGGCUUCAGCUUCACUGGUGCUCUGGGUAUCCCCAGCUUUGUGGUGCCGGACAGCGGCAGGAAGAAGCCCCGCAAAUAUCAACUCACUCCUUACCGACUUGAGACUGCAGAGCAGAUCUCUUCUGCUGCUUGUGGCUACGGUUUCACUCUCAUCGCCUCGCCGACCAAAGAUGUGAUCAAGUUGUGGGGCAUGGGCCUGAACAAGGACUCUCAGCUGGGCUUCCAACGCACGCAACACAGCCGCCAUCAGAGCUAUGACUUUGUGUUGGAGCCCUCCCCGGUUGCUCUGCCUCUCGUUGAUUCUCUGCAGACCAAAGUGGUUCAGGUUGCAUGUGGCCGCGCUCACUCUCUGAUCCUCACAGACCAGGAGGGAGUUUUCAGUAUGGGCAACAAUGCAUAUGGCCAGUGUGGAAGACGGAUAGUUGAAGAUGAAGUUUACAGUGGCAGUCAUAUCAUUCACAAGAUGGAAGGCUUCAGCAGCAGGGUCACCCAGGUUGCAUGUGGACAGGACCAUAGCCUUUUCCUUACUGAGACAGGAAAUGUGUUUGCAUGUGGAUGGGGUGCAGAUGGACAGACGGGUCUGGGACACCACAGAGUCAGCUCCAGUCCAGUGGAGGUGGGAGGAGAUCUGGCCGGGGUGAAGGUGCAGCAGAUCGUUACGUACGGAGACUGCAGCCUGGCUGUGUCCACAGAUGGACAGCUGUACGGAUGGGGCAACUCUGAAUACCUGCAGCUGGCCUCAGUCACUGAGGCCACACAGAUCAACUCUCCUAGACAUCUUCCUCUGAAAGGCUGCGGAAAGGUGGUCCAGGCAGCGUGUGGAGGCACGCAGGUGGCCAUCCUUAACGAAAAAGGAGAGGUGUUUGUGUGGGGCUAUGGCAUUCUUGGAAAGGGCCCAAAACUAUCUGAAUCCUCGACCCCGGAGAUGAUUCCACCCACGCUGUUUGGACGCUCAGAGUUUAACCCCUCGGUAGCCGUCACUCGGCCUCACAGCGUGCUGAUGUUUGAUGGUUGCGUUGCAGAUCGAGGCGAGCUCUUCGUUUGGGGGAAGAAUGUGAGAGGUUGUUUGGGCAUCGGGAAGAGAGAUGACCAGUACUUCCCGUGGAGGGUGACUGUGCCUGGUCAAGUAGUGGAUGUAGCGUGUGGUGUUGACCACAUGGUGGCGCUGGUGAAGUCCCUGCUGUGAGCUUCUGUGUUCCUGCAGCAGUAGAUGAAAGGCUGGAUGUUUCGCUGACCCUCGAGCGCCUCGGGAAGCCAACUGGGGGCUGCGCAGGAGUCUUGAAGCCAGUUGCUCUCCACAGGCGACGCGCACCCUUGUGUCCCUCCGCCCGGUGGUGACGUCAAGCCAAGUCCAGAGCGCUUGGUUCUGCAAAAAACUGUCACUGGAGCACCCCACUUUACUCUGCAUGCGGGUCAUCCGGGAAAUCCAUCAAAGGAUAGAUUUUGUUUUCUUACAACUAGAGCUGAAACGAUUAAUUGAUUACGCCAAGCAAAACAGUGAAAAAAUGUGAGUAAAUCUCUGGGUGAUGCUUCUCCAAUGUGAGUUUUUGCAGCUUUUCUGUGUUUUAUGUAACGCUAAUUAAAAACUGAACUGUUUUCGGUUUGAUGAAACAAAACAAGACGCAGUUGCAGCUCUAAUUACAACUUUGUUUUGGCCAUCAUUUCUAUAGUAAUGAAUUACUUUAGCGUGUACCAUGUAACAUAACUGAUUGAAAUAAUAGCCAGAACUAAAAAAAAAUAAGACCCAGGUGUUUAUAAACCAUAAGUUUCCUACAAGAAAUCCCAGUCAGCGUAUAGGUGGGUAAUACUGUAAAAUGUCAUCUUUCCUUUUGCCACUAAACAAGAAAAUGACUGAGAGAAAAUAAUGGGCAGCAUUCUCGAUUCCCAUUGGCUAUUAGUCUGAUGACGAUUCAGCCUCUGGGGGCAACACACACUAUUUUGGUUAUUCUGUUGUAACCAGCAGGUAUUUGGGCCAAGACUUCCUAUUCCGUGCAACGGGCAUUGUUUAUAGUCGGAGUCAAUACUUUUUGCAGGGGUUUUAGGUCCAGACGAUAUUUCGGCUAAAGGGAUACAUACGACUUCAGAAAAAUAAAUUAA